Molecule: messenger RNA, 1367 nt
Organism: Ostrinia furnacalis (Asian corn borer)
Lineage: Eukaryota; Metazoa; Arthropoda; Insecta; Lepidoptera; Crambidae
Exons: 7
Coding region: 26-1297 (423 amino acids)
Source: RefSeq, a predicted model, not a curated record
GCCACCGGGACUGCGAGCCGCUACCAUGGGCGAGGUGACGCUGGACUUCCUCCAGGACAUAUUGAAAGACGACUUUCCUGAUGUCACCAUUACGAAUUUUGAGGGAGCGCCAGGGACCAAGCGCGGCGACAACUACACCUCUGUUCUCUACCGAAUCUCCUUGAAAGGCACCGAACGGCACUCAGACGGGACCACCGCCUCCGACGAGCCCUGGCAGGGGUCCAUCAUCUACAAGUGCCUCCCUGAAAGCGCCCUCCUCCGGGACGCCUUUAAAAGCGACGAAUUAUUCUGCAACGAGGUCGCAUUCUACAACAAAAUCUGGCCAGCACUGUCCAACUUCCAAAAGCAAUGGCCCAACCUUAAAGUACCUUUCAAAGCCAUACCAAAGUGCUACCUAGCCCAAAGCGACAUCGUAGUCCUGAAGGACUUGAAACAGCAAGGGUUUGUCAUGCCAGACAGAAGGCAGGGGCUGAGCAUAGAGCAGAGCUAUCUGGUGCUGAAGAAUCUGUCACAUUUCCACGCCUUGUCAUUGGCAAUGAAAUGUCACAGCCCUGAAGAUUUUUACGAGCUGGUGAAUGUGAAGGAUGGGAUUUCUGAAGUGUUCUUCGUGUCAGAAAACGAGGAGUAUUACAAGAACUACUACAGGGAGGCGGCGAGGAAUGCCCUCGAGAUGGUCGAAGAGGAAUUGCAGGACACGGAAAACAAAGACAAAUACAUCGACAAAUUCCGCGACUUCUGCAAGGAGGAUACGUUCUUCACGACCAUGGUGGACCUGGUCACGCCCAAGGAGCCUCUGGCGGUCAUCUGCCACGGCGACUGCUGGACCAACAACUUCUUGUUCCGUUAUGCGGACGGAGAUAUUGCUGAGAUGUGCAUAGUAGACUUCCAGCUGGCGCGCUACGCGAGCCCAGCGCUGGACCUGAUCUACAUUAUGUACGUGUGCCUGGAGCGGCAGCAGCGGGCCGAGCACCUGUCCUCUCUGCUGGACUACUACGUGGAGGAAAUGCACGCUCGGCUGCUGGAGAUGAGCGAGGAGGGAUCCGUGUUCCAUACGAGUCUGAAUAGGGACGUGCUGUUUGAUAUGGUGCAGCAAGAGUUCCGGCGCUGCGGGCGCUUCGGGCUGGGCGUGGCGUUAGACAUGUACCCCAUCAUGACCUGCGACAGCACCGAGGCGCCCAACCUCUACCAGGCCAACGACUCGGAGGCGUGUUGGAAACCAGUCUGGACCUCAAACGAAGCUUGCAGAAGGAAAAUGACAGAUUUAAUUGUAGAACUAGUCGAUGGGGAUAUGUUGUAAAUUAUUAUUUACGAAACAAAAUCUCGACAAAAAUGUUUUUUCAGAGAUACGGUUACGUAGACAAGAUAAA